ACGUCGCUACCACCGGCAUUCCCAGUAUGCACCGCGGAAAGACCAGCAAAAAAUAGUCCGGUAACUGAAAGGGCUGAGAAAAAGGAACUCAAAAGGGAUAACGUUAGCUAGCAACUAAUUCAUUUCAAACCGUUGUAAAAAAAAAAAGCAAAAAUUGCUAACAUGGCUGACAACGAGAAACUAGACAACCAGCGGCUGAAGAAUUUCAAGAACAAGGGCCGCGAUUUGGAGACAAUGAGAAGACAGAGGACAGAGGUGGUGGUGGAGCUCCGCAAGAAUAAAAGGGAUGAGCACCUGUUGAAGAGGAGAAAUGUGCCCCACGAGGACAUCUGUGAGGACUCUGAUGCUGACGGAGACUUAAGAUCGCAAAACACCUCUCUUGAAGCAAUAGUACAAAAUGCCACCAGUGACAACCAGGGAGUUCAGCUGAGUGCUGUGCAAGCAGCCAGGAAGCUGUUAUCUAGUGACCGUAACCCUCCUAUAGAUGACCUGAUUAAAUCAGGCAUUCUCCCCAUCCUGGUGCACUGUCUGGACAGAGAUGACAAUCCAUCUCUACAGUUUGAGGCUGCAUGGGCUUUGACCAACAUUGCCUCAGGAACAUCAGAGCAGACCCAGGCAGUGGUCCAGUCUAAUGCUGUGCCCCUGUUUUUGCGGCUGCUGCACUCUCCUCACCAGAAUGUGUGCGAGCAAGCUGUAUGGGCCCUGGGCAACAUCAUCGGCGACGGCCCUCAGUGCAGGGACUAUGUGAUCAGUCUGGGUGUGGUGAAGCCCCUGUUGUCCUUCAUCAGCCCCUCCAUCCCCAUCACUUUCCUCCGCAACGUAACCUGGGUCAUGGUCAACCUCUGCCGCCACAAGGACCCUCCCCCACCAAUGGAGACCAUCCAGGAGAUCCUCCCAGCUCUAUGUGUACUGAUUCACCAUACUGAUGUUAAUAUCCUGGUGGACACGGUAUGGGCUCUGUCUUACCUGACGGAUGCUGGCAAUGAGCAGAUCCAGAUGGUGAUCGACUCAGGCAUUGUCCCUCACCUGGUUCCCCUGCUCAGCCACCAGGAGGUCAAAGUCCAGACUGCUGCUCUGCGGGCGGUUGGCAACAUAGUGACUGGAACCGAUGAACAGACCCAGGUGGUCCUCAACUGUGACGCUCUUGGACACUUUCCCUCCCUCCUCACGCACCCUAAGGAGAAGAUCAACAAGGAGGCAGUGUGGUUCCUGUCCAACAUCACAGCAGGCAACCAGCAGCAGGUGCAGGCGGUCAUCGAUGCCAACCUGGUGCCAAUGAUCAUCCACCUCCUGGACAAGGGAGACUUUGGAACACAGAAAGAAGCAGCCUGGGCCAUCAGCAACCUGACAAUUAGUGGGAGAAAGGAUCAGGUGGCGUACCUGAUCCAGCAGCAGGUCAUUCCGCCCUUCUGUAACCUGCUGAUUGUGAAAGAUGCCCAGGUGGUGCAGGUGGUCCUGGAUGGCCUUAGCAACAUCCUCAAGAUGGCUGACGAUGAGGCAGAGGCUAUUGCCAACCUCAUUGAGGAGUGUGGUGGCCUUGAGAAGGUAGAGCAGCUCCAAAAUCAUGAGAAUGAAGACAUCUAUAAACUGGCCUAUGAAAUUAUUGAUCAGUUCUUCUCAUCUGAUGAUAUUGAUGAAGACUCCAGCCUGGUGCCUGAGGCAAUCCAGGGGGGAACGUACGGCUUCAACUCAUCCACCAACGUGCCAGCAGAGGGUUUCCAGUUCUAGAAGGCAUCUCGGAAGUCUUGAGUUUUGUUCGUGAUGCAGCACUCUGUUCAACAUAAAAAAAAAUAUUAGGAGAGAAAGAGAGUGCGAGAAUGUGAGAAAUUAGAUCCAUUGUGCUUGGCUCGUGGGAUCCAUGGCUGCAUCUUAUCAGAGAGAAAAUGUGUGGAUUUCGUUUGGCAUUCCGGGGGAACAAGCCCAAAUGAAGUUUGAGAUGGCGAGUGGGUGCGAGUGAGAGUGAGUGGCUACAUGUUGCAAAAAACAAACAUCUACAUCGAAUGCGUUGAGACAUGCCGAGUAACUGCCUUGUUAUCGGAGCUGUCGACUAAAACAAACUACUACAAUGACAACAAAAACGCGUGGAGAUAUCCCAGCCCGGGGAGAACCAAAGACAUUCAAAAUCAAGAAAUUUGUAGGCAACAAAUCACAAAAACACAAAAGGAAACUCAACUAUCCAAGCGUAAGAUGAACCAUAUCACAAUUCUGCGGUCCUCCGACCAGAGGGGGCGCCACCUCCUGGGCGCCCCUCCCCCAAUCGGCCACGCUAUCAGACGUGUGAAUGGACCCAUUGUGUAUGAAUGUCUGGACUCAGUGCUGAGGAGCCAGGUUCAUCUCCUCCAAUCAGAGGCCCUUGAUGGGGCCAUCUCCCCCUCCCCCCGCGGCGGUGGGCAGGGCCAGAGUCCAGCUGCGCGUGUCAAGUGUCGCGUGUGCGAGAGAAUGGACGAGUGACUGUAUGUGCGUGCGUGCCUGGAGUGUGUAAGAAGACUGGAUGUGAACGCAUGCAGAGAGGAAAAAAAAUACAACAUAAGAGUAACAAAAAACGAGAAACGCAACGAAGGAAAAUACAAGAAUAAAUUCUGGCUUCUAAAGAGGCAGACACAAAUCCCGGAAAGAUACUUUGGAAGUGGGUGGAAAAAAACUACGUCGUCACAAGGAUUUUUUUGUUUUGAGUUUUAAUUGUUAUUAAGUUAGUAUUAAUUGACACUGGACAAUGAUAUGGGCAGAAGUGGGGCAGCGGGUGCAUUGGAUAAAGAUGCAUUUAGUGGCUAUUCUGAGUUUCUGUUUGCCUCCAGUGUGUACCUUUUUAUUUUCUGCUUUUACUUUCAUUGCUUAUGUAAGGUGAUUGAUAUGGAUCAUAUUCCACCCUCCCACAAUAAUAACCAUACAAUAUGGGUUAGAUGCUGUGAAAUUCUGACAUCACUAUUGUCAACCAAAUGACUUCUAUUUCCCCUAGCAUGAUUUAAUGUUUUUUUUCUUUUCUUCUUGAAGCAAAAAUCACUGCUUUGCAGUAUUGUUGCCAUAGCUUUGAGCUUAGACUUAUCACAAGGAGAUGAAAUGAAAAAUUGCCAUUUUAUGUAACUUUGAUUCAUAACCUUUGCAUGUACUAAACUAUAGCACAGUUCAUUUUAGUUUUUUUUUUAAAUUUUUUUUUAUAAACUUUCUUUAGGCUGUGUACACAGUGUAAUUUUCUUUUGUAGUAAACUGUGCUGUUUAAAUGUUACAUGUCUCCCCCUCCCCUUCGGACUUUAGUUUCUGAUUUGCUGAAAAAUCUGAAGAGUUUUGCACAUGUACUGCACAUUGAGAGGCCUGAAGUCGCCUUCACAACACCUUCAAUAAUAUGCAUCAUCCAACCACAAUCUUUGUUUUAUAUUCAUUAGUAUAAAUGGUCAACCCAUGUUGAUCAAUUUUAGAGAAUUUGAAAAUGUUUUUUAGGAUGGGCAAUAAUGAUGCUGCCUUUGAAUUUUGAGGCACUCCAAAGUUGGAGGUAAGUAUCAGGGGGAUUGGACCCCCUAGCUUUGCCAAGGUGGCUCACAAUGAUACAUGUUUAGCCUUAUUCCUUGACCUAACAAGAAUGAACAAGUGUGCUGUACCUCCCAAACCCUUGCUCCUACCCCCUCUUUUCCAUUUAGGUGCCCAAUCUUCCCCGAUUUUUCUGUUAAUUUAAAAAACACUGUAGAAAUUGAUUAAACUUUGUGGUCAUCAUAACUUGUUGAACAUAGGGUAUUUUUUUGCAGCAUUCCUGGUUAGCAAAGAUGUGGUUUCAAAUUGAGAAAAAAAUGGAAGAAAUGGUGGUUAACCUGUUGAAUUAGAACUACAGGCGAUGUUGUCUUCAAUAAAAUAAACAGUGAAACCUG
Esox lucius (northern pike) is the source of this 3857-nucleotide messenger RNA. It is a transcript of the gene kpna4, whose product is annotated as karyopherin alpha 4 (importin alpha 3). Gene Ontology annotation, biological process: NLS-bearing protein import into nucleus. The record is from RefSeq and is a predicted model, not a curated record. NCBI's taxonomy places the organism in Eukaryota, Metazoa, Chordata, Actinopteri, Esociformes, Esocidae. The transcript is spliced from 17 exons. Gene Ontology annotation, cellular component: nucleus; nucleoplasm; cytoplasm. Gene Ontology annotation, molecular function: nuclear import signal receptor activity; protein binding. Bases 163 to 1728 code for a protein of 521 amino acids.